GGGGCACCAAGCUGCCAAAGGUCGGUUUCCGAGUUCAUUAAGCUUGUCUGCGACUACCAUCGUCUCCGUUCCGCGUGCCAUGGCAGAGGCGCCGCACCACCACAAGCGCCGCUCCUGGUUCCACCCCUCGCGCCCGAGCAGCAGCAGCGGUCGCCCGUCUUCCAGCAGCGGUGGUCGCUCGCGGCCCGGGAGCAGCAGCGGUGGGAGCGGGAGCUGGUCGAUCUCGCUGCCUACCCCGACCGAGGGUCAGCAGCUCGAUCUCUCGCGUCCCGCCACCCCGGCGACCGAGCAUGCCCCGCCCCACCACGGCGUCCCAUUCACGCGCUCAGAGACCUAUGACUCUUCUUCUUCUAAACAGGGCGGCGAUGACAACAACAACAAGGAGGACGGCUUCCAGCCGCUCGUACGCGCGCAGUCCGCGCAGCCACAGCUUUCGUCGGUGCGCUCGCACGAGAGCAGUACUGGCAAGGGAUCGUUCGGGAAGAUGUCGCUGACGUCGAUGCUCUCGACCUUGUCACUCUCGCGCACGACGAGCUCGCUGAGCCUGGUCGAUAGCGCGAAGAACGAUCGGGACAAGAAGAAGGAGAAGGACGAGGACUCGCGCGGCCGAUCCAUGUACAAGAGCAAGGGGCGCUCCGCAUCGCAGACGCCGGCACCCGAGAGCGAGCCAUCGUCGCGCAGCGUCUCCCGCGCGCGCUCGAUGUCGCCCUUCACCUUCCGGCGCAAGCGGCGCGAAUCCUCUCCCCAGCCACAGGCGAUCCCACUUAGCCAGUCCGAUGUCGACGUAUCAUCUGACACUGCAUCCGUGCGACCUCGCACAGCCUUCCAGGACGACGACUCCGGCGACGAGACGGAGACCGGCCCUGAUGACGACUCCGAGGAUGAAUGGCCGGACGACGAAGACGAUGUAUUCGACCCCGUCACGGAGGCAAACACCGAGCGUAACGCGCAGAUCGCGGAUUUGCGCGUCGCGGACGGGGAUCUCGAGCAGGAGCCCGAUCCCCUCGGCGAGGGCGUGAACGUCGUAGUCCCGCCAGAGCCGUAUUUCCCGACUACCCUCAACUCGUACUCGUCCAACUUAUCGACCUCGGCGUCGGUGCGGGGGAAGCGCAACCCGCGCCGGAGGCGCUCGAUGAAGCCCAUCGAACCCCUGCCGUUGGACACGUCGCGUCCCGUCUUCCAGCGCGACCGGUGCACGAUCACCCUAACGCAAGGCGAUCCCGACGCGAAGCUGGCUGAGGUCGGGAGGCGAGCGCGGAAAUAUAUCGUGGCGAGCGAUCUCAGUCAAGAGUCGCGAUAUGCCGUCGAAUGGGGCAUUGGCACGGUCUUGCGAGAUGGCGAUGAGAUGAUGAUCGUGACGGUCGUGGAGAACGAAUCGAAGGUUGAUCCAGCCAUCCCGAAUGCGGCUGACAGAGCGAACAAGCUGCGCUCGCAACAGGAGCGUCAGGGACUGGCAUACAUACUCGCGCGUCAGGCGACUUCGCUCCUACAGCGUACCAAGCUACACGUCCGUGUUGUCUGCCAGGCCUGGCAUGCCAAGAACAUGCGACAUAUGCUGCUAGACAUCGUCGACUACUACGAGCCCUCCAUGCUCAUUGUCGGCUCGCGCGGUCUCGGGCAGAUCAAGGGUAUCCUCCUCGGUUCCACCUCCCACUACCUCAUCCAGAAGUGCUCUGUGCCCGUCAUGGUCGCGCGCCGCCGUCUCAAGCGCCCGCCGCGUCGCCAGGCGCACCUCGCGAAGCACCGCGCGCACGUCAGUCUCGCGGAGGCCGCGAUCGACCGUGUCGCGAGUCGCGUGGACGACGAUGUGCAGACGAUGCGCGAGGAGAUCGACCGGGAGACGGUCGAGGCGGAGCGCGAGAGGCAGAGGCAGGGAGGCGGUAUCGGCGCCAGCGAGUCGAAUCGGCGAUUGGAGGACGAAGAAGCCACUGGAUCCGAGGAAGAGACGGAGGGCGAAGGCGAGGACGCGCCGAAUGAAGACGAGUCGGGUGUGAAGGUUGCAGGCGGGGAGUAAUGGCGACAAGCUGAGGACAAAGGGUGGCGAGGGUUUGGUGAAUACAGUGAAGGGCAGAACGCAGGACGCUGACUCCAGAACUAUGUGAGAGCGUCAUAAUAGUGGAGGACGAACA
Molecule: messenger RNA, 2129 nt
Organism: Schizophyllum commune H4-8
Lineage: Eukaryota; Fungi; Basidiomycota; Agaricomycetes; Agaricales; Schizophyllaceae
Exons: 5
Coding region: 80-2014 (644 amino acids)
Source: RefSeq, a predicted model, not a curated record